UUCGCGGUCUUCGUCAACAUAUGUUGGAUUUAUCCUGCUUUAUACUAUGCUCCUAUGUGUUUCCCUAUUCCGAUGCUUCAGCUUCACCAACCCUCCGAUUCUCGUCAGCAAAACCCUAAAUCCGCUCUUAUCCCCUUAUCCGCAGGCUCUUUCUUGGUUAGACUCGAUUGGAACUCUUGCUUGCUUGGGCUUGAUGCAGAAGAAAAAAAAUCAUGCAGUGGCGUCCGUAACUAUGAAGAAGAUCAUUAGGUUUGCCUUGAAGAAUCAGUAGCUGCAUUUGGAGGUCGGUGGUUGUUUUAUUGUGUUUUGGUUAUCAGCUGAAAAAAGGCGGAUUUUUGGUGGCGAAUUUGAUAUCUUUGGAAUUGUUUUGGUGGCAGGAAGAUGGCCUUUCUGAAGUAAACCAAGUGUUCUCGCACAGAUGCCAGCAAAUAUAUGGAUAUUUGGGCUGUGAAUACUCCAUGUUACUGAGAUGAUGGAUGUUUUGGUAUAGGCACUUCAUAUUUGAUCAGAAAGCUGAUGAUGGUGGAUCCUUUGCUGGUGGACUUGAUCUAUUUUGAACUCUUUCUUGGUUGCAGGAAGAUGGUUUUUCCGUUUCUUUUUUGAAGCAGACGAAGUGUUCUCUUAUAGUUACAGAUGCUAGCAAACAGAUAGAUAUUAGGCUGUGGAUACUCAAUAUUAAUGAGAUGAUGGAUAUUUUGGUAUGCACACUUUAUACUUGACUAGAAAGCUGGAAUUGGGGUCAUCAUGGAUAAGAAUAGUUCAAGAGAAAAAGAACUUGUUUUUGAUUUAGAGGGCGGUGAGAAUUCCGUGAUAAGAGAACUGGAAGGAUCAAAAGAUACAUGGUGUAGUGCCGGACAGGACAAUGGAAUGUUGAGUAGGGUGUGGAGUAGCUUCAUCAAUAUUGAUGGGCCGAUAAAAGGAGAAAGAGUAGUAAGGUUGGGGGAUAGUGCAUCUAGCUCUGUGGAGCUUUCUCUCAUAGAUGGGGAAGCCUUGGGGGAUAGGAGUGUUGGACUAGAGGCAAAAAUGGGCCUCUUGGAGAAGAAGGUUGGACUUGAGACAACAAAAAAGAAGGGGUGCAAGAAGCCACCGAAACCACCUCGGCCACCCAACUCUCUGCCUUUGGAUGUGACCAACCAGAAGUUGAUGAAGGAGAUCUCAGAAAUUGCAAUGAUGAAGCGAGCUAGGAUCGAGCGGAUGAAGAAAAAGGUUAAGGAUGCCAAUUCUGCGCGUAUUAACGGCAACUUGUGGGCCUUGAUUAUCACCAUUCUUUUCAUCCUUGUUAUAAUGUGGCAAGGAGUUCUUCCUAGCGGCAGCUCCAGUGGCAGAUCCAAUGGUCACCCCGAAUCCUCCGUAGAAACAAGGGGCGGGUUGAUUUCUAUUCACUUCUACAAGAAUGCAUCAGGAAAUACUCCUAAGGCAUCCACCUCCAUGUCUCCCAACGAUGUCGAACCAGCGUCCGGGUAUGAUGAGCACAACAAAGCAACGAGGAAUAGAUCUGGAAGCUUGAGAGAGCGAAACCAUGCAAAUCCUUCGAUGGGAUGAGCUCGAUCGAUCAUGUGUGCAGAGACCAACAGCUGAAUGGUACGUCUCUUCCAAUCUGCUCAUGUAUAUAUGAACAUAGAUAGUAUUCCUGUACAUGACCCUUCUGUGUUACUCCAUCACGACUCCUAGUCUUUUGUCACAGCGGUUAACUGUGCCCGAGCCGUGUCCUUUACGUCACCUACUCACGAAACAUCAAUCGUCAUGUCACCUCAUGCAAUCAAUCCCCUUAGAACUUAAAUGGAGAAGGAAAGCAUAUUACUACUGA
This is a messenger RNA of Musa acuminata subsp. malaccensis (wild Malaysian banana), 1807 nucleotides long. Lineage: Eukaryota; Viridiplantae; Streptophyta; Magnoliopsida; Zingiberales; Musaceae. The record is from RefSeq and is a predicted model, not a curated record.